Molecule: messenger RNA, 1482 nt
Organism: Micropterus salmoides (largemouth bass)
Lineage: Eukaryota; Metazoa; Chordata; Actinopteri; Centrarchiformes; Centrarchidae
Gene: rspo4
Product: R-spondin 4
Exons: 5
Coding region: 264-899 (211 amino acids)
Source: RefSeq, a predicted model, not a curated record
GAAGAGGAUUUUCUCUUCUGUCUCUCCACUCUUCUCUCACCUUUACACUCAUCGUUUUCAUUGCUGCUUUUUGCCUGCAAGAUUAUCUUCUCAACUUGUUCUCCAUCCAUACCAUCAUCUUUUAAACCCCUUGACUUUGCCCUUUUUCCCCUCCUUGUUUCUUUCUGUCCCUUGCACUGGAACAAAAUCUUCAACCUGCCACCACUGGAGUCCUUGCAGAUGUCCGCAGCCUGCCGCUGAGUGGGCGCUUGCCAGCAGCCCAGAUGCAUUUGCGAAUCUUUGCCAUUGUGAUAUCCUUGCUAUGUGAGGUGAUCAGGAUAGGGUCGGGCGUUAUGCAGAAACAAAGUGCUCCCAGGGAGACACCCGAGGACCCCUGUCGGAGCUGUCUGGAGUGUUCCAGUGACAAUGGCUGUGUGCGUUGCCCAGAGCGACUCUUCCUGUUCCUGGAGAGGGCGGGGAUGUCUCACCAUGGAACCUGUCUCCACGCCUGCCCCACGGGACACUACGGACAGAGAGGGAAGGACAUCAACCGCUGCAUGAAGUGUCGCUCGUUGGACUGUGAGCACUGUUUCAGCCGGGACUUCUGCACUAAGUGUAAGUCUGGCUUCCAGCUGUACAAAGGCAAGUGUCUGACCCGCUGCCCAGAGGGAACCAUCGCCCACCAGACAGACUGCCUCGAGGAUUGUACCCAGGCUUCAUUGGGAGAGUGGAGCGACUGGAGUGUCUGUCUCCGUGAUGGCGUCACCUGCGGCUUCAGGUGGGGCAAGCAGACCAGGACCCGGGGGGGUGGGCAUUCCGGGAGAACACCUGAAGAGAAAGAAGCAUCUAUUUGCCCGUUACACAGCGAGACACAGAGGUGCAGGAUGAAGAAAAAAUGUCCUACAGAAGCAGUGGUGUAGAAGAAGGAAGCUUCCUGAGUUUUUUUUUUGAUGCUAACAAAAUGUCCAAGGUUCAGGGUUCCUUAUUGAUAGGUAUAUGUACCUGCAGAGUGUGAAUACUCUGGAUAACAUCAUGUUGUAAUGUACAUGUUAGUUAAGCAUCGAGAUUAUUCUUAUGGCCUAUCAAGUUAGUUUUCAGAGUAAGCCUUUUUACCAUCCCGCCGUCUGUUAAUAUUAAUGUAUUGUGAACAUCACAGUCAAACUUCAGCACAUGAACUCUUGAACAAGAAGACUUUUCGUAGUAACUUCUGCUUUUCUUAGCCUCCCGUUAUGAGACCUCCCACCAAAUUCCUCCAAAUUAAACAACAAAAUAUGUUGUUGACAGGAUGACAUUGUUACACAUCGCUGUUGAAAGAUGAAUCAGUUUUAUAAUGUGACAACACUGGUGGUUAAGAUUUGGUUAGGUUUAGAGAAACAUUGUGAUGUGUGUUGAAAUGAGGUUAGGGGAUCUUUGUCGUCGUGGUUACAAUUAUAACCACUUGGUUAAGGUUAAGGAAUGAUCAUGGUUAAAAUAAAUAGAUCUCCUUGUAGUGUUAUUAACAGA